AUGUCUACUGGCGAUGCUCCCCCAACUGGACAAGCCUUAGCGACAGCCUCAGUUACACCGGUAUCCUCCAUCGCCGUCAAACUUCCUCCGUAUUGGGAUCGCAACCCCGCGACGUGGUUUAUUCAAGCGGAAGCACAGUUUCACCUCUCCGGCAUCUCGGCCGAACGUACCAAGUAUUACCACGUCAUCGCGGCCCUUUCACCAUCAGCGGCAGAAGAAGUGUUUGAUAUCAUUGCCAACCCUCCCGCCGAUACCCCGUACCAAGCCCUGAAAGCGGCACUCUUGAAGCGUACAUCGCCGUCCGACCGCGCCCGUCUGCAACAGCUGUUGUCAGCUGAAGAACUAGGCGACCGGCACCCAACCCAACUGCUGCGCCGAAUGAAACAGUUACUCGGCGAAGGAAGCAAUGCCAGUACCGACAGUUUCCUCCGCGAGCUAUUCCUCCAACGGCUCCCUAAAAAUGUCCAGAUGGUUCUUGCCAGCACUCACAACCUCGGCAUUGAAGAACUAGCGAGUUUGGCUGACGCAGUCAUGGAAGUCGCAUCACCUGCUACUAUGACCUUGGAUUCCGUCCAAGCGCCUCAAGUCGAUGCUCCCCCAAGUGUACCUCCCUUCCCUGACGCCAACUCGAAUUUCGCCACUCUUUCCCAACAAGUCGCUCACCUGACUCAAUUAGUUGCGGCUUUGUCCACCCGAUCCCGCUCUCCGUCGCCACGUCGCCAGCGUUUCCGCUCCCGCAACCGGUCUCCUCGCCAUCGCAGCCCAGGUUCACGCGACAGGAACGGGCUUUGCUGGUACCAUCACCGCUUCGGCCAGGAAGCCCGACACUGCUUCCAACCUUGCGCGUGGUCGGGAAACCCGCCGGCCAACCACUAG
Messenger RNA from Ornithodoros turicata, 876 nucleotides. RefSeq lists its product as uncharacterized. Bases 1 to 876 code for a protein of 291 amino acids. The record is from RefSeq and is a predicted model, not a curated record. The transcript has a single exon. Lineage: Eukaryota; Metazoa; Arthropoda; Arachnida; Ixodida; Argasidae.